AGGCGAGGGCUAUUCAAAAGCACAUCAUUACAGCUCCGCCAGCCUGCAGUGGAAACUUUUGACGAAGUAUAACAUAUUUUCAGCCAACUACAACUGUGUUUUUAAGGAUGAGUUCUGUUGAAGUGAAUGAUGAAAAUCGUGUGGUCUGCCCUGGAGGAAAGCAGAACAGCUCAAUUAAUGACAUUUUUGCCCUGGAUCAGCCGACUGGGAGGCCGUCCAUCCUGCGCCAGACUGAGAAUCUGCCCAGUAAGACCGUGCCAAAGGGGACAAAGGUUUGUUUUCAGACUCCAAGAAGAGAUCCUGUGACUAAAAGAAUCCUGUCUCCUACCAAGUCUGUUAAGAUGACAAGUGUGGAUGAGUGUACAAAAGCGAUGGAGUCCUUAAAUUUGGAUAAAACAAACACUUCACCACAAGAUGCCACUGUGCAGCUUGAUGAGCCCAAACAAGAAAUUUCGUCUUACCCAGAUGAUGAAAUGCCGAUUCAAAGCAAAGGAGGCUAUCAGUUGGAUUUUGACAACCUUGAUGCUAUCAACCCAUUUCAAGGAUCUAAUAAGAUGCUCCUGUCUCCUGCGGGACCUGUUGUCCAGAACCCACCUCCAGCUCAAUCUGAACCUCAGCACACUAAACCAGAGAACAUCUCAGAGGAGCCCACAAAAACAGAAUCAGCACUCGAUGAGACACUUCCAUUCACUCCGUCUGUGGAAAACUCCCUGGUUGACAGCUCUGCAAACAUCAGCUCCACAGACAGCAGUGUCAUCACUGUGCUCAGGGUCCCACCAGUUGAGGAACAAGAAUCCUGUACUGCCACACCUGAUGAAAAACAGCCUGCUGAUACAUCAGCAAAUUUUAAUCAAGGCAAAGGGUCGGGCAGUUUUAUUGAAGAUGCUCCCCUGCCAGCUAAAGGCUCUUACAAUUUGGAUUUUGACAACCUUGAUGUGAUCAAUCCCUUCAAAACCAGUGGCUCUAAAAUUCAGAACUCCCCUGUACUUCAGAGAAAAGCUCCAGAGAAUGACCAGCCUGUGGAGGAGAUCCAGAUAAAGGAAGAUAAAACCACACAUGCCGACAUAGCUGAGGUGGCCAUGGAGGUUCCUGUUCAGCCUGAGAUGAAGCCCAUAGCUGCAGCUGCCCCAAUCUCAGCCAUUGCAGCUAAACCUCCAACUGCUGAGUCCACUUCUCAGGCAGCAGAUGCCCCAGUCAACAGUGGACCAGUCAAACUCGAGUUUAAUUUUGACGAUGGUGGUGAGGUCAAACAGAAGCCUCCACCUAAAAAAUUUGGCAAAAGACCACCUGGUUUAAAACCUAAAGAAAAAAAGGUGCCAUCUGAUGUCAAAGCACCAGAAGAAACUGUAGUGAAGCCUGAAGCAGCUGAUGUACCAGUUCCUAAAGGGUCUUAUACUUUUGACUUUGACAAGUUUGAUGACCCCAACUUCAACCCCUUUGGCACAAAAGCAGAUGUGAAGAACUCUCCAAUGUGCAGCAAGAAAUCCAGCCCUGUGGUCAUGGAAACUUCUGUUGAGGAGCAAACGGAGAGGCCUAUGGAGAAGGAAUCUGUGUCACAAGCAUGUGCUGGAGAGAGCAUCCCAGCUGCUGAACCCAAACCUGAACCAGUGAGAGAAAGCAUUGAAGACAAGGUCGCCUCUGGCCCUAACCAGACAUUUCAGAUUGAAGCUGAACAACCAGCAGAGAUCCUCCCUGAGCAGAAGUCAGAGGCCGAACUCUCAGAAUGGAAUGAGAAUUUUGUUCCUGGAACUGUGUUCAUGGCCAAUGACUUUGAUGGACAGAUUGAUUACCUUGAACAGUUCGGGUCCAGCAGUUUCAAGGAGUCUGCAUUAAGAAAACAGUCGUUGUACCUUAAAUUCGACCCUCUUCUCAGAGAGAGCCCAAAGAAGUCUGCAGGCCUGGCUGCUCAGGCCCCCGUUCCUCGUCCAGCGGCCCUUGUUACACGGCUUGAGACUCCACAGAAGACAGAAAAGACUGCACAAAAGGAUGAUUUCAAAUUGCUGGUUGAUGCUACAGCACCUGCUCCUCCAAUCAUUGAGGGUCUCACCCCUCUUUUCCUCCAGCCAGCGAACACAGAGGAGGCCAUUAUUGAAGUGUUGAAGUACAGUCAGAAAGACAUGGAUGCUGCCAUCGCAAGAGUCCAGGCGCAGGGGAAAGAAAGUGAAGAGCAAUGGAGCACAAAGUAUAAAAAGCUUCAUGAUGAUGGCCAGGAGAUGAGGAAAAUAAUUGCAGAAUUUGAGCUUGUGAUUGCAAAAAUGAUGGCCGAUCAGGAGAAGGAAAGGGAGGUGUCCCAGGCAAAGCUCAACGAAGCUUUGUUAGAGAAGGAGCAGGUGUCCAGCGACCUCAACGCUAUGGAGAGAUCUUUCUCCGACCUUUUUAAAAGACUGGAGAAGUACAAGGAUGUUGUUGAAGGUUACAAAAAGAAUGAGGAGACCCUGAAAGCCUGUGCUCAGGACUAUCUGGCAAGGAUCAAAAAGGAGGAGCAGCGCUAUCAGACUCUGAAAGCUCACGCUGAGGAGAAAAUUACCCAUGCAAAUGCAGAAAUUGCUGAGGUGAGGUCCAAAUACAAGGCUGAGGUGUCUGCACUUCAAGCCCAGCUGCGCCGGGAGCAGCUGAAGGUGCAGUCCCUGGAGAAGAGCCUAGACCAGAAGGAGAAGGAGGCAGAGGAGCUAACCAAACUUUGUGAUGAACUGAUCGGCAAAGUCCAGAGGGGUUGAGCUCAUAUGUAAACACUAUAAAAUACCUUUUCUUCUUUGUUUGUGCCCAGAUCAUUUUCUUGUGCAGCUUUUGUUUGUCUUUAUCAAUGUUCUUAAGAAAACUGUAAGUAAAUAAAGAUGAUUUAUGUGAUUAGA
Messenger RNA from Cheilinus undulatus (humphead wrasse), 2852 nucleotides. RefSeq names its product transforming, acidic coiled-coil containing protein 3 (gene tacc3). Gene Ontology annotation, cellular component: cytoplasm. Gene Ontology annotation, biological process: cerebral cortex development; cell population proliferation; mitotic spindle organization. The record is from RefSeq and is a predicted model, not a curated record. The transcript is spliced from 17 exons. Lineage: Eukaryota; Metazoa; Chordata; Actinopteri; Labriformes; Labridae. The coding region runs from base 108 to 2717 and encodes 869 amino acids.